This is a messenger RNA of Ostrinia furnacalis (Asian corn borer), 1744 nucleotides long. RefSeq lists its product as uncharacterized. The coding region runs from base 419 to 1591 and encodes 390 amino acids. Gene Ontology annotation, biological process: proteolysis. The transcript has a single exon. Gene Ontology annotation, molecular function: aspartic-type endopeptidase activity. The record is from RefSeq and is a predicted model, not a curated record. Lineage: Eukaryota; Metazoa; Arthropoda; Insecta; Lepidoptera; Crambidae.
UUUCGAAAAUGCUCAGGUGAAAGCAAGGCAGUUGGCCAUUUUGGAUGAGGCUAUCAUUGACUGGUACUUAGAGCAGAAAAAGGACGUCGAGGAGGAAUACGACACGGCAGAUAAGUACCAGCAUGACUUUCGUCUGCUCAAGAAAAAAUUUGACAGAGCCUGUGCAGCACAGAAAUCUGCAGAAGACCGUGAGGAUCGACAACCCAAACGCCAAUUCAAACUCCCACAAUUGGAAUUAGUGAAGUUCGACGGAAAUAUUAAAAAUUGGCUACCUUUUUGGGGUCAAUUCGUCAAAAUUCACAGUGAUAGUUCUAUCGAUAACAGUGACAAAUUUCAAUAUCUAGUUGCCGCCAUCCCCAAGGGUACACCUGCGAGGGAAUUGAUUGAUAGUUUUCCUCCUUCUAGCGACAGCUACCCAAUGGCCAUUGAACACUUGAAGCAGCGAUUUGGUCGUGAAGACCUUUUAAUCGAAGUGUAUAUUCGUGAGUUGCUAAACCUUAUUCUUUCACAGGCAAAACAUGAAUAUGAGCUGCCACUCAGUUCGUUGUACGACCAAUUGACGACUCAGCUUCGGGCCUUGGAAACCAUGGGACUUACCAGCGACAAGUACGCAUUAUUGUUGUUCCCAUUGGUUGAGUCAGCAUUGCCGUCGGAUACACUAAAGGCAUGGGAGCGUUCGCGAACAGGUACGCUGGCAUAUCAGGGCAAUAAUUUAAACAAUUUGCUUUCAUUUUUGAAACACGAAGUAGAGAGUAACCAGCGAAUUGUGUUAGCUAGAUCCGCGUUUAACAAAAGUGAUGUUUUGGAUUCAAUUUCAAAAGAAGACGCGGUACCUACUACUUCAUGUUUCGUCAGUAACGAGCAAAAGAGCGCGAAAUCUAAAGAGAAUUGCAUUUGGUGUGAUAAGGAUUCUCAUAUAAGUGCUCAUUGUGCCAAGGCAGUCACACUCAGCCUUGACGAUAGGAGAAAACACAUAAAAAAGGUCAAGGGUUGUUCUAACUGUCUUAGACUAGGGCACAGUUCAUUCAAGUGUAGAGCGUUUAUUAAAUGUGUAGCAUGCCAUAGGCGUCAUAACGUAUUAUUCUGCACUGAAAUCAAUAAACACAUUCCAAAACAUUCUGAGCAAGAAUCAAAACCAAAACGUGACAGCCAACUGUCAACAAGUCAUUUUAAAAGUGUCACUUUAUUACAGACGUUGCUAAUCAAAAUAAUUGUAGACAGCAAAGAGGUGACAGUUCGUGCUUUAAUUGACAGUGGCGCACAGAGGUCUUAUAUUAAGCGGAGUUUAGCUCAGAAUUUGAAUUUAACCCCUGUUAGGCAGGAGGAAUUAGGACAUGUUGUUUUUGGUGGUCUUGAAACCAAAAAGGAGAUGCAUGCCAUGUAUAACAUAACGGUUUCGAAUUUACAGGGUUCCUUUAAAAUUCCCAUGGAGGUAUUAGAUGAAGAUCGGAUUUGUGGUUAUUUACCUAGGGCGCAUGACCGUGCUUUAUUGGAGCAACUUCGCGCUCUAGAUAUUAGCUUGACAGAUGUCGGACAUGACAUUCCGGAAAUAAGUUUGUUAAUUGGUGCGAUUACAGUGGAUUGCUGUUAACAAGUAAGCUAGUGCAGUUAAAUAAUAGGCUUACAGCAGUUCAUACCAAGCUAGGAUGGACGUUACAAGGUGUAACUGAUAUUUCAGACACUAGUUCAUUUACGACAAACCUUUUAAUAAACGAUAUUAACGAUUUAUGGAACUUAGAGUCUU